Pyrus x bretschneideri (Chinese white pear) is the source of this 1355-nucleotide messenger RNA. RefSeq names its product S-adenosylmethionine carrier 1, chloroplastic/mitochondrial. The transcript is spliced from 9 exons. The record is from RefSeq and is a predicted model, not a curated record. Lineage: Eukaryota; Viridiplantae; Streptophyta; Magnoliopsida; Rosales; Rosaceae. Bases 145 to 1224 code for a protein of 359 amino acids.
GCCAGUGGGAUGGCAUGAGUCAGUGCGUGCGAAAAUUGGAACCGUUAAAAGCUAAAACCCGCCCAAUACCCACAAACCGUUCACCGAAAAAGAAGACCCUUAAACCCUAACCAGUCAGAUCAGAGAGAGCUCAGAGCUAUUUCCAUGGCGACACAGAGCUCGAAUUCGAGCGAACGGCAUGCCCUAUCGGAUACGAAUCACAAACACUUCUUCGUUAUGAAGGAGUUUCUGUGGGGAGCUAUUGCUGGAGCAUUUGGGGAAGGAAUGAUGCAUCCGGUCGACACCGUAAAAACACGCAUUCAGAGCCAGGCUAUUCUCUCUGCAAGUCAGAAACCGAAGAGCAUACUUCAGAUGGUACGAGCAGUCUGGGUAGCCGAUGGAUUAAGAGGCUUUUAUAGGGGCAUAGCUCCGGGUGUCACUGGUUCUCUUGCAACUGGAGCAACUUAUUUUGGUGUCAUAGAGUCGACCAAAAAGUGGAUUGAAGAAUCACAUCCAAACCUUGAGGGACAUUGGGCACAUUUCAUUGCUGGAGCUGUUGGAGAUACACUUGGUUCUGUUGUAUAUGUUCCAUGUGAAGUGAUGAAGCAACGCAUGCAGGUUCAAGGCACGGUGGCCUCUUGGAGUUCUGUUGUCAUGAAAGAUAAUAUCGCUAUGAAGCCUGGUAGCCAAAUGUAUGGUUACUAUACUGGGAUGUUCCAUGCUGGCUGCUCAAUAUGGAAGGAGCAGGGGCUAAGAGGAUUAUAUGCAGGAUACUGGUCCACACUGGCAAGGGAUGUGCCUUUUGCUGGUCUAAUGGUUAUGUUUUACGAAGGCUUGAAAGAUUUGACAGAGUAUGGGAAGCAAAAAUACAUACGGGAUCCAAAUUUCCAUUUUAAUAGUUCCGUCGAGGGGCUUGUACUAGGAGGGUUGGCUGGUGGCAUGAGUGCGUAUCUUACCACUCCCUUGGAUGUGAUCAAAACAAGACUGCAAGUACAAGGAUCAACCUUGAGGUACAAAGGCUGGUUGGAUGCAAUUCACAGCGUAUGGAGGGCCGAAGGUGCAAAAGGGAUGUUCAGAGGUAGUGUCCCCAGGAUUACAUGGUAUGUUCCAGCUUCAGCACUUACGUUUAUGGCCGUGGAAUUUCUCAGAGAACAUUUCAACGAAGGAUUGAGCAAAGAUAACACCCGAGAAGUUGCUAGCGUGUCGGUGGAGAAAAAGGGAUCACCUUUGCAAGGAGCCGCUUGAGAACUGGAAACAUAUGCACAAAUUCUUUUGCCGAUACUUUCAUUGUGCUUUCGUGCAAUACGUGUACAUACACACAUAUAAAUUGCAUUUUUUUCCAAGGAAAAACAAGAGAAUUGGUAGUGCACAGCUUA